GGAUCAAAUCUGAUUUGACGGAUACCAAUGCGAAAGCCCGAUACUUUUGACUAAAAGGAAACAAUUGAUAUUAUGUGUCAAAGGCUGAAGCUUCAAUACAAAUGAUGGGGUACCCCAUACUGUUGCUCUCUUAUUUAUAUACUUUGCGCUACCCAACGGUAUUCGUCAUUUACCUAGUCUAGUGGCUUUAUAGGCAAUUCAACCGACACACCUCUCAACAUGUUUGAACAGAACUCCCAACUGAAUAACAACUUCAUUGCAUCCAGAUCUCCCUUCUCUCACCCUUCUCAAGGUUCAAACAUUGAAACCAUGCCAUCUCCGGGACCAACGAUCAAGAGGUUCUUUGUCGCUGCCAAAAACGUAAUGACACAGAAAAUGAGGUCUAGAUCCCCCUCUCCAGCUACCAGGCCUUACUUGGCUUUUCCGCCACCUUUAAUGAUCCUUCACGAUAAUGCUCUUCUUUCUCCCGUCUUUACCACGGAUUCUUUGAUAACUUGCGAGGAGGGCUCUGUGACUCAGGUACCAAGCGAGAUCCAUCGGGGUGCAAUUCUUGAGUUUGAACAUCGACUUUUUGGCAGGGAAGAACCUUUGACUCAGAAUCACAUUCAUGUGGUGGAGUGGCUGAAUGAGUCUGAGAUUACAUUCUUCGAGGAGAAGAAGGUAUUGAAUCAUGUGCCCGAGCAUGAAGCGUUUAAUGAUGAACUGUUUUUCACUGCAACUGAGAGUGAAUUGUCUGAGGAUGAAUUACGCAAUGAGGGUGAAGAAUUCAAGGAAAACUAUGGUAUACCCGAGGGGAAUUACAGCGAGUAUUACUGGGAGGCAAUGGUGGAAACGGCCGAUGAGGGAAGAGAUAUUCAGCAGGACCUCGACGAUGUUGUAGUUCGGCUCGCGGUCAUUGGCCUAAUGACACAAGGCCGUAAGGAGACCAGUUCGGCUGUUUCUGCCUUGGGAUUGUUUGAUGAGGAUAGAUUUGAGAAUGUUCCAUCUGUGUUACCGGGUGAGUUUGACGAAGAAGAGAUGGAAUAUAUGCCGCGGGAUGUCAGUAUGAGCUUGGAAGAGGCACAGGCACAGGCCCAGGAAUCUCGAAGAACUUCGUUGAGUUUGAGAAAGACCAUAAGUAACAAGUGGACUGAAGUGAGGGUUAGCCUGCGUUGGAAGAUGUCUAUUUCAUCUUUACAAACGAAAGAUAGUUGAGAGCCAUCAGUAGUGUUCGCGGGAGACUAAGUUUCUGGUAGCUGAACACUGCAUGCAUCGGAUGCGAGCUUUCAAGUUGUCGAAACGGCUACUACGAGUGUUCUCGACGAACACAAAACUUUUAUCGGCACCUCCAAUUUGCGCAAUUAAUGUAAAAAGUUUCCUGAUUCAGGCGCAAUCCAAAGAUUGGUUAAUGUCUGUCCUGAAGAUCGAUGGAAAGGAGGAAUUCCCAGGAUCCAAAGUGGACCAAUUUCAUCUUGAAUGUUUACUGUUUAUACACAUGUAUUUAUACAUUCACCACAUAUACGCAUUCGACAACCCUUAUAUCAUCCUUACUCCUCUUUUAAUGAGCGAGUGGAUUGGGACAUAAAGACAUCACUUGUAAGAUUGCGCACUACACCAGCUACCCUAUAGUCUCUAAAAUGACAAGCGUUCGAUUCCAACUACCCAAGAACUGUCUCUUCAGCCCGCAGCUCUACAUGACCCGGUAACUCACCAGAAACAAACCAUCCACAAGCGAGGGUAAUAACGCUGUACCAUCGGACCCGAGCGUUUUGGCUGUUAAGAUUUUAAUUUUUGAAGCUUCCUUGGGGAGGGGGGAGGUCUGAAAGCGGGAAUUGAGUAAGAUCGUGGGAUUUUUGGUCUCUGGCUGUUCUACCAUUCUUGAGAGUAAUAGAUCCGUAGCUACACAAGCGAGGAAAGAGUUACUUGUAUUCUACAUCGGCAGUUCAAAUGAGGGUCUAUGUAGGAAACCAUGAAACACUCCUCGAGGCGAGGUUUUUAAGAUAUCCUGCUCGGUAAAUUGAAUGCAGAGAUAGUACAUGGUAUACCAUGAAUCCAGUUGUCUUAAAGAAGUUAUCUGUAGAGAUUUGGAAGAUGUAAGAAAUUUGAAGAUUCUUAGGA
This is a messenger RNA of Botrytis cinerea B05.10, 2097 nucleotides long. RefSeq lists its product as hypothetical. NCBI's taxonomy places the organism in Eukaryota, Fungi, Ascomycota, Leotiomycetes, Helotiales, Sclerotiniaceae. The record is from RefSeq and is a predicted model, not a curated record. Bases 220 to 1194 code for a protein of 324 amino acids. The transcript has a single exon.